Messenger RNA from Panthera uncia (snow leopard), 16850 nucleotides. It is a transcript of the gene MYCBP2, whose product is annotated as MYC binding protein 2. The transcript has 67 exons. Gene Ontology annotation, cellular component: nucleus. The coding region runs from base 4780 to 16131 and encodes 3783 amino acids. The record is from RefSeq and is a predicted model, not a curated record. Lineage: Eukaryota; Metazoa; Chordata; Mammalia; Carnivora; Felidae.
AAGGGAAAGUGGAAAAAUAAUGAUUUCUUUCUAUUUUUUAUCUUUUAUUAUCUGCUCUUAGAUGACUGCUAUCUGACAUUUUAUAGUCCUUUUCUUAAAAAUGCAGUGUGCUUUAGAAUUAACAAAAUUACUAAAUUCAGUGUAUAAAGUGAUAGAGAGUUGACUGCUAUUAAGCUUUUCCAUUGUUUUAACAUUAAAGUUUAUAUUCACAAUGCACACAAAAAUGGUGAUACAUGUAAGCAAAGAGUGAGUUAUGUAGGCCUGUUCUAGUCCUUGAAAACUGUCAGAAGUCUAAUAAACAAGUCUGUGAGUGACUAGGAAUCUAUUUCUGUGUAAUUCUUUGAGAGCUCAUCAUUCUGCAUUAAUUAGAAAUAUUUUUUUUAAAAGCUUAUUUUUGUUUAAACUACAGCUAUGGGUCUUUUAAACUACAAGGUCAAGAAAGAAUUUAAUGCAGAGACUUUAUAAAUUUAUAUAUAAAUUCUGCCUUGAAUCAUGGCAUGUGACAAGUAUAACUAAUAGUUGCUGUUUUCUUAAAUGCCCAAGAUACACCCUGCAAAAUAGAAGAGAAAGUUUUAAAACAUGUGAUCCAUAUAGACAAAUUACUCUGUUUUGUGUCUCGUUUUUUCCUUUGCUACAAAACAAUUAUAGACUAAUUUUAUUUUUAAACUUUCACAUGCAAUAUAUUAUAAUUCACUUUAUUUACAUUUGCCUCUCUUGGUUUAUCAGUUUGCCACUCAAAGCAAAACCACCAAACAAAACAAACAAAACCCCUGUUGUUAGCCAAAGCACAGGUAGAGCACUAUUUAAGAUACAUUCUACAGAAAUUAAAAUUGAGAAUAUUUUAAAUCUAAUGUGAUUAACCAUAGUAAAAUUUGUGAUUGUUUUAUUUACUGAGUGCUCUAAUAAUGCCAUAAAUAUUUACAUCAAUGGAACACUAUUUACCAUGUACUUACUAUGUAAACUAUCUUAUUGCCAGAAUCUCUGAUCUCAUAUUUUAUACUACACCACUAUUGGAAUGGAUUUUCUCCGUGUCUUUUUUUUUUUUAACCCCCAGUUAUUGGAAAGUGCAAUUUUUCCAGCACUUUACCUGAAGUUAAAUGUUCACAUUUCAUGAAACAGUUUAAAAUUUUUCAGCUCCAUGUUGCUAUCUUAUGGCCAAACAUCUUUAUUUUGCAGAAUUUGAAGAUGAAAUGCCAAAUGAAGACUAGGGUUAUAGAUUCAAAACAGACUUAUUACAAUGUCUCAUUGAUUAACUAUACAAAUUACUCAACAAUAGUUCCAUCUUAACUGCUGCAGGUUUAUUUUAUAACCAGACUGCGUAUUUGUAGCAACCUCUUCAGAAGGAUCUACUUGUAGUAUUACAGUAUACAGCCAGUUGUGUGUAUGCAUAUAUGUUUUUUAUCAGGUUUUAUGGUUUUAUAACUGAAACAGUUUCAUCUCUUUACCACCAAAAUGAAUUUAAAGUGUAAGUAAGUAAUAUCAAAUGGUGCUGUUUUAUGUAGAGUAUUGACUUACCACUAAUUCCUGUACACCCACAAAUCCUCCCUUCCUUUGUGCCAUUAGUCCCACUGUCCCUGUCAUUUAAUCACCUCACCAUACACUGCUUUUACUCUUGCUAUAUAGAACCACAGUCACAGUCUUUUAAUACGUAUAUUUUUCUCUUUUUCCUUACCCUGUUUGUCUUCCACGGAGAAAUUCACUAUAUUAAUUGGUGUGUCCUAUCUUACCUUUAAAUACAUUGGUGGUACAAACUAUAGGAUGGUAAUAGGUAAAAUUGCCUAGACUAUGACUUUUUUAUGGGCAUGUGGAGGUUAACAAGUGUGGAUUCAUUGUUAACAGGAAUGAGUUCUAAGAUGGAAAAUUGGAGAGCUUCUGCCUGAUUGAAAGGAAUUCAGAGAAGGUUACAGAAUCCAUCCUGUUCCAGGGAAAUUUUGACUAGAGUCAAACUAGAGUAUAUAAGGCUUGUUAUAUGCUAAUAAGUCUAACAUAUGAUCCAUAAAACAGAGUAAUUUGUUUCUAUAUGAUCGUAUUUCAAACAGAUACCUGGAUUAACAUUUGUUUCAGCUCUUUAGUCCCUUACGUAGAAAAACAUUUUUUUGUAGUACUCCUAGUUAGGAACAUCUGAAUUGUUCUGGAGAUCAGUCUUGAAAUCUGGCUUGAAGUGACCAAUGUGAAAAUCCGAAGGCUCGCUGAUAAACAUCUGUGUGUAUUUUACACCUAUUUUCUGUUUAGAAAGGCAUGGUGUAACCCUUGUAACUUUUGAAUCAGGCCUCAGUUUUAAUCCCAGAUUUGUCAUUAAUUAGGAUAUAUGGCUGUUCAUAAAUUUUAUAAUUGCUUUGGCUUUAGUUUUCCUUAUUUAAAAAUAGGAUUGAUAAUUCCUGAUUUUAUGUAUGUUUGUAUAUACAUAUAUAUUCCUUGCCAUUAGAAAUCCUCCAUGAAUACUAGCUUUAAUUCUUUGAAUUGAAUUCUUUGCUUUCUCUUUUAGAAUUAUCCAAAAGGCACAGAUUUGAGAUUUGUUAAUUAUGUAAUUAAUUAGUUGAUUUUUAUAAAAGAUUGAAGAUGUCAGCCAUUUGGUGGUGGUAAAACACAUGAGCCUUAUUUUCGAUCAAACUCCAAAACUGCUCUACUGUUUAUUACUUUUGACUGGUUACUUAACCCUUCUAAGCCUUGGUUUUCCCAGCUGUAAAAUGGAGUCACAAUACUGAUAUCAUUGGAUUAUUGUAUUGAUUUUUAAAAAGGAACAAUAGUAAAUAUUGAUUGAGCGCUUUUUAUAUAUUAUUUCACUUAAUCCUCAUAAGGACCUUGUGAGGUAAUGUAUCAUUAUUGCUUUUUUAUAGAUGGGAAAGCUAAGACUUAAAGAAGGCCCAGUGUCCUGUUGUCCUCAUACUAGCAAAUAGUACGGCCAGGAUUCCAGUCGAAGUCUCUUAGGCUUCAGUGCCCAAAAGCACUUCUCCACUGUGCUAUUUAAAUUUUCAGUGUUUAAGCACAGAGCAAGUAGAUAGCAAAUUGUAGUUGGUAAUUGCUUUGAUGUUUAAUUUUAGUGAUUUUGCUCAAAGUACUCACAGUAUUCUGUGAUACAUUUUGUGAUAUGCAUGGCUCUAAGAUUACCCAAAAAAGUGGAGAUUAAAUAAAGAUUAAAAUUAAGAGUUAAAGUCCUUUAAUUCCUGAAUCUCCUUUUCUCUAUGUAUGUGCACAAAUAUGCGUAAAUAGUGUAGAGUGUGUGUGUGUGUGUGUGUGUGUGUAUGUAUAUAUAUAUAUAUAUACAUAUACAUGUAUAUAUAUAUAUAUUACUUUAGAUACAUACCUGUCCAAACUUUAUAGCUAUUAUAGUUUCAAUAUCACAUAUCUAUGAACACACUCAUAUUAGGGGAAAAUGCAGAUAUGCUUCUACCUAAAUGGCCAAUUAUAAGAAUAUUCAGACCUAAUUAUUUUUCCUACAAAUGUGAGAUUAAUUUUAUUGCUGCUUAUUAACACUUUACUAAAUAAGGAGCUUGAGCAGAAUUAAUCUUGCUGAAUUUCACUUGCUGAUUCUUGAAUUGACACUGAAUUUUUGGCUACUCAUCAGGUACCUUUUUUUUCUUUGAUAACCUAUAAAUUUCUAAAUUAUUAGAAGCAUAUUUAAUUUUUUUGACUGACAUCAAAUACCAGAUGCAGAUAUAUAUUUUAAAAAUUCUGCCACUACUGCUGAUAAUGAUCAAGAACUUCAUCUCUGUUUUUUUACUUGUGAUGUUUUCACCAUCUGUAAUAAUUGAGAUUAUUUUCAAUAGUUAGAUACAGGUUUGUUUAGAUAAACUUGAACAAAAUGUUUCUGGUAUUUUUUUUACCUUUAAAUAACAACUACUACUCUUUUAAUCACUGUGAUUUUAAUCAGUAAAUUACUAGGCUUUUUUUUCCCUCCUUCCCUGAUGCUAUGUGUCUAUAGUGGAAUUUGUGUCUAUAUUAAUCUCUGACUCAAGGGAGAGGGCAAAAUGCUAAACUCAAAGGUAGAAUCUUCUAAUUAAGCUUCAAUACAUCUAUAUAAAGUAGAAUGACACUUGUAAUAUUGAAUUUAGUUAAGUCUGGCAAAAUCAUAUGAACACAGUUUGUUUUCUCUAUUAAAUUAGAUUUGGUUUUAAUAAUUAGAUAUUUUUAACCAAUUGAGAUAAAGCAGUAAAAUUUCUAUACAUCUGUUAUCUUAUUUAAAUUGGUUUUUAGAAGAUACUUACUCCUUUUGUUUAGGCCCUGUCUUUCCUGUCUUUCCAAGAUGAGGAGUCUCUGAACUAAGAUUGUAUUCCAUUUUGGACAGAGUGAAACAAAAUGUUGUGGUGUUUUUUUUUUUUUCUUUUUAGCCCAUUCAUUCUUGCAGAUUUGAUUUGGCAAACCCACAUUAGAUAAUUUAGCAAAAGAGGAAUCACAUUCUUUAUCCUAUUAUAGUAAAACCUCUCACUAAUUCAGAAUUUAUUAUACUUCAGAUGCAGUAUUUGUUAUCUUCUUUGAGUAAAAAAUUCAAAAUAAUUUCUUCCUCUGAAUUUUCAGGGUCAUACUUAUAAGGGGAAACCUGUCUAAAAUCACUAGCUUUUCAAACCAAGGGCUCAAGAAAUGAAGGAUUCCUUCAGCGUGCCUUCAGCCUCUGGGUCCAGCAAUUAAUUCUUAUGGAAGUGGAGAACGAGGAGAAAAGGAUGCAAGCAAAAUCACAACAUAUCCUCCAGGCUCCGUGCGAUUUGACUGUGAGCUCCGGGCGGUACAAGUCAGCUGUGGAUUUCAUCAUUCAGGUAGCAGCUGGAACUUUAGGUGGUUUUAAUGGAAAAUGGAGAUGUCUACACAUUUGGAUAUGGGCAGCACGGGCAGCUAGGACAUGGAGAUGUCAAUUCCAGGGGAUGUCCCACCCUUGUUCAAGCACUGCCAGGCCCUAGCACACAAGUUACUGCAGGCAGCAACCACACGGCAGUACUUUUAAUGGAUGGACAGGUCUUCACAUUUGGAAGUUUUUCUAAAGGACAACUUGGCAGACCAAUUUUGGAUGUGCCAUACUGGAAUGCAAAACCAGCUCCCAUGCCUAAUAUUGGAUCAAAAUAUGGAAGAAAAGCUACCUGGAUAGGUGCAAGUGGGGAUCAGACUUUCUUACGAAUUGAUGAAGCACUUAUUAAUUCUCAUGUACUUGCUACAUCAGAAAUUUUUGCCAGUAAACACAUAAUAGGCUUGGUACCUGCUUCUAUGUCAGAACCUCCUCCAUUUAAAUGUCUUCUGAUCAAUAAAGUGGAUGGGAGUUGUAAAACUUUUAAUGACUCUGAACAAGAGGAUCUGCAAGGAUUCGGUGUGUGUCUUGACCCUGUGUAUGAUGUCAUUUGGAGGUUUCGACCAAAUACCAGAGAGCUGUGGUGUUACAAUGCAGUGGUUGCUGAUGCCAGACUUCCCUCUGCAGCAGAUAUGCAGUCCAGAUGUAGUAUUCUAAGUCCUGAACUUGCCUUACCAACAGGAUCAAGGGCUCUCACCACCCGAUCUCAUGCAGCUUUGCACAUUCUAGGUUGCCUUGAUACCUUAGCAGCUAUGCAGGAUUUAAAAAUGGGUGUUGCAAGUACAGAGGAGGAGACUCAAGCAGUAAUGAAGGUUUAUUCCAAAGAAGAUUAUAGUGUAGUGAACAGGUUUGAAAGUCAUGGAGGGGGCUGGGGUUACUCUGCCCAUUCAGUAGAAGCUAUACGUUUUAGUGCUGACACUGAUAUUUUACUUGGUGGCCUUGGUCUGUUUGGAGGUAGAGGAGAAUAUACUGCGAAAAUUAAGCUGUUCGAGUUGGGUCCUGAUGGAGGAGAUCAUGAAACCGACGGAGACCUUCUUGCAGAGACUGAUGUGUUGGCUUAUGACUGUGCUGCCAGAGAAAAGUAUGCAAUGAUGUUUGAUGAGCCAGUUCUCUUGCAAGCUGGAUGGUGGUAUGUAGCAUGGGCUCGAGUGUCUGGACCCAGCAGUGACUGUGGAUCUCAUGGACAAGCUUCUAUUACCACAGAUGAUGGGGUUGUUUUCCAAUUUAAGAGUUCGAAGAAAUCAAAUAAUGGUACAGAUGUUAAUGCUGGUCAGAUACCUCAAUUAUUAUACAGACUUCCAACCAGUGAUGGUAGUGCCUCAAAAGGCAAACAGCAAACCAGUGAACCUGUACAUAUUUUAAAGAGAUCUUUUGCAAGAACUGUCUCAGUGGAGUGUUUUGAGUCAUUAUUGAGCAUUCUUCACUGGAGUUGGACCACCUUAGUCUUAGGAGUUGAAGAACUUAGAGGAUUAAAAGGAUUCCAGUUCACAGCGACACUUCUAGAUUUAGAGAGACUGCGCUUUGUGGGUACCUGUUGUCUGAGGUUAUUGCGUGUCUAUACAUGUGAAAUUUACCCAGUAUCAGCUACCGGAAAAGCAGUUGUGGAAGAAACUAGCAAAUUAGCAGAAUGUAUUGGAAAAACCAGAACUUUGUUAAGAAAAAUUUUAUCAGAAGGAGUUGAUCACUGCAUGGUGAAAUUGGAUAAUGAUCCUCAAGGAUAUCUCAGUCAACCUUUGAGUCUCCUAGAAGCUGUCCUUCAAGAGUGUCAUAAUACCUUUACUGCCUGUUUUCAUUCUUUCUACCCAACUCCUGCCUUACAGUGGGCUUGCCUUUGUGAUCUGCUGAAUUGUCUGGAUCAGGAUAUCCAGGAAGCAAACUUCAAGACUUCAAGUAGCCGAUUGCUUGCAGCUGUUAUGUCAGCUCUGUGCCACACUUCUGUUAAGCUGACUUCCAUCUUCCCUAUUGCAUAUGAUGGAGAAGUACUAUUACGAUCAAUUGUUAAACAAGUUAGCACAGAGAAUGACUCAACACUAGUUCACCGGUUCCCCCUUUUGGUAGCACAUAUGGAGAAGCUCAGCCAGAGUGAAGAGAAUAUCUCAGGUAUGACAAGCUUCCGUGAAGUUCUGGAGAAAAUGCUGGUCAUUGUUGUGCUCCCAGUCAGGAACAGCCUGAGGAGAGAAAAUGAGCUCUUCUCCUCUCACCUGGUUUCCAACACCUGUGGAUUGCUGGCCAGUAUUGUCAGUGAACUGACAGCAUCAGCCCUGGGAUCUGAGGUUGAUGGACUUAAUUCUCUCCACUCUGUUAAAGCCAGUGCUAACCGAUUCACAAAAACAAGUCAGGGAAGAAGUUGGAACACUGGGAAUGGGUCCCCUGAUGCAAUCUGUUUUUCAGUAGACAAACCAGGAAUAGUUGUGGUUGGUUUUUCUGUCUAUGGAGGAGGUGGAAUUCAUGAAUAUGAAUUAGAGGUGUUAGUUGAUGACAGUGAACAUGCAGGAGAUUCGACUCAUUCUCACAGAUGGACAUCUCUAGAAUUAGUCAAAGGAACGUAUACAACAGAUGACUCACCCAGUGAUAUAGCUGAAAUCAGACUUGACAAAGUUGUUCCUUUAAAGGAAAAUGUUAAAUAUGCUGUGCGCUUGAGGAACUAUGGAAGUCGUACAGCCAAUGGAGAUGGAGGAAUGACCACAGUUCAGUGCCCGGACGGCGUGACAUUCACAUUCAGCACAUGCAGCUUGAGUAGUAAUGGUACAAAUCAAACCAGAGGACAGAUUCCACAGAUCCUGUACUAUAGGAGUGAAUUUGAUGGAGAUUUACAAUCCCAGCUUCUGAGUAAAGCCAAUGAAGAAGAUAAAAACUGUAGCAGAGCUCUCUCUGUGGUAAGCACUGUUGUUCGAGCUGCAAAAGACCUCUUGCACAGAGCUCUUGCUGUGGAUGCUGAUGACAUUCCAGAACUGCUUAGUUCUUCCAGUCUGUUUUCCAUGCUGCUUCCCCUUAUUAUAGCCUACAUAGGACCAGUAGCUGCUGCUAUUCCCAAGGUGGCUGUAGAAGUCUUUGGCCUUGUCCAACAGUUACUUCCCUCAGUUGCCAUUUUGAAUCAGAAGUAUGCACCCCCUGCAUUCAAUCCUAAUCAGUCAACAGAUAGCACCACAGGAAACCAGCCUGAGCAAGGCCUCUCUGCUUGUACAACCUCUAAUCACUAUGCGGUCAUAGAGAGUGAGCACCCCUAUAAACCUGCAUGUGUGAUGCACUACAAGGUCACGUUCCCAGAAUGUGUACGGUGGAUGACAAUCGAGUUUGACCCCCAGUGUGGCACUGCGCAGUCAGAAGAUGUCCUCCGUUUAUUGAUUCCUGUCAGAACUGUUCAGAAUUCAGGAUAUGGACCAAAAUUGACAUCUGUUCAUGAAAAUCUUAACUCCUGGAUAGAAUUAAAGAAAUUUUCAGGGUCCUCUGGGUGGCCUACUAUGGUUUUAGUGUUGCCAGGAAAUGAAGCCCUUUUUUCAUUGGAGACUGCAUCAGAUUAUGUGAAAGAUGACAAAGCUUCUUUCUAUGGUUUUAAAUGUUUUGCAAUUGGAUAUGAGUUUAGCCCUGGACCUGAUGAGGGUGUCAUUCAGUUGGAAAAAGAAUUAGCCAAUCUUGGCGGAGUUUGUGCAGCCGCUUUGAUGAAAAAGGAUCUAGCACUUCCUAUUGGUAAUGAAUUAGAGGAAGAUCUUGAAAUUCUUGAAGAGGCUGCAUUGCAGGUGUGCAAAACCCAUUCUGGUAUUCUUGGAAAGGGUUUAGCUCUUUCUCAUUCACCAACUAUAUUAGAGGCACUUGAAGGAAACUUACCACUUCAAAUCCAAAGCAAUGAACAGUCCUUUCUGGAUGAUUUUAUUGCCUGUGUUCCAGGAUCAAGUGGUGGGAGGCUUGCAAGGUGGCUUCAACCAGAUUCCUAUGCUGAUCCUCAGAAAACAUCUUUGAUCCUGAACAAGGAUGAUAUUCGUUGUGGUUGGCCUACCACCAUAACUGUUCAAACAAAAGACCAAUAUGGGGAUGUAGUACAUGUUCCCAAUAUGAAGGUGGAAGUGAAAGCCGUUCCUGUUUCUCAGAAAAAAACAUCUUUACAACAAGAGCAAGUGAAGAAAACUCAAAGGCUGCCUGGCAGUCCUGCAGUAGCAGCAGCACCUUCCAACACCGAUAUGACUUUUGGCGGGCUGGCCUCACCGAAGCUGGACGUGUCGUACGAGCCAAUGAUAGUGAAGGAGGCUCGAUACAUUGCCAUAACAAUGAUGAAGGUUUAUGAAAAUUACUCAUUUGAAGAACUGCGUUUUGCAUCACCAACUCCUAAAAGACCCAGUGAGAAUAUGCUGAUCCGUGUCAAUAACGAUGGCACUUAUUGUGCAAAUUGGACUCCAGGGGCUAUUGGACUCUACACUAUUCAUGUGACCAUUGAUGGCAUUGAAAUAGAUGCUGGCCUAGAAGUUAAAGUAAAAGACCCCCCAAAAGGGAUGAUACCACCAGGAACUCAGCUGGUCAAACCAAAGACUGAACCUCAACCAAAUAAGGUUCGAAAAUUUGUGGCCAAGGACAGUGCAGGACUCCGUAUCCGUAGCCACCCUUCCCUUCAGAGUGAGCAGAUAGGCAUAGUAAAAGUCAAUGGAACUAUCACUUUCAUUGAUGAGAUCCAUAAUGAUGAUGGUGUGUGGCUGAGACUGAAUGAUGAGACAAUAAAGAAGUAUGUUCCUAACAUGAAUGGUUACACUGAAGCCUGGUGCCUGUCCUUUAAUCAACACCUUGGCAAGAGUCUUCUGGUCCCUGUUGACGAACCUAAAACUAAUACUGAUGACUUUUUCAAAGAUAUAAACUCCUGCUGCCCACAGGAAGCAACAAUGCAAGAACAAGAUAUGCCGUUCUUGCGAGGAGGGCCAGGCAUGUACAAGGUAGUGAAGACGGGACCUUCCGGUCACAACAUCAGAAGCUGUCCUAACCUUAGAGGUAUCCCAAUUGGAAUGUUAGUUCUGGGAAACAAAGUCAAAGCAGUGGGAGAGGUAACCAAUUCUGAAGGUGCGUGGGUGCAGCUGGAUAAGAACAGCAUGGUAGAGUUCUGUGAGAGUGAUGAAGGAGAGGCAUGGUCCUUAGCUAGAGACAGAGGCGGAAACCAAUACCUUCGACAUGAAGAUGAACAAGUUCUUCUGGAUCAAAAUUCUCAGACUCCUCCUCCAAGCCCUUUCUCAGUGCAAGCUUUUAAUAAAGGGGCAAGUUGCAGUGCCCAAGGAUUUGAUUAUGGACUUGGAAAUAAUAAAGUUUUGACUGUUUUGCCCACUGCAGGUGACCAACUGAGUGCCAUAUUGAAUUCCAUUCAGUCUCGGCCCAAUCUCCCAGCUCCUUCCAUCUUUGAUCAAGCUGCAAAACCUCCCUCUUCCCUAGUCCACAGCCCAUUUGUGUUCGGACAGCCCCUUUCCUUCCAGCAGCCUCAGCUUCAGAGUGACCGAGGAACUAUCUCAACAUCUUCUAGACCACUCUCUACAUCAGGAAAAUCAGAACUGUCCUCCAAACACAGCAGAUCACUUAAACCUGAUGGACGUAUGAGCCGGACUACUGCUGAUCAGAAGAAGCCAAGGAGUAUAGAAGGCUUGUCAGCUAGUGAAUCCCUUAUGUUGAAAUCUGAUGCUGCAAAGUUGAGGUCAGACUCUCAUAGCAGGUCCUUGUCCCCCAACCAUAAUACCUUGCAGACACUAAAAUCUGAUGGGAGGGUGUCUUCUAGCUUUAGAGCUGAAUCUCCAGGACCAGGUUCUCGGUCAUCAUCUCCUAAGCCAAAGACUCUCCCAGCCAAUAGGUCUAGCCCAUCUGGUGCUAGUUCUCCGCGCUCCUCCUCACCACAUGAUAAAAAUCUACCUCAAAAAAGCACUGCUCCUGUUAAGACUAAACUUGAUCCUCCUCGGGAACGUUCCAAAUCAGACUCUUACACGCUUGACCCAGAUACCCUACGCAAGAAGAAAAUGCCCCUCACAGAACCAUUAAGGGGACGAUCAACAUCACCAAAACCAAAACCAGUACCAAAGGAUUCUAAAGAUUCCCCAGGAACCGAAAAUAGAGCUCCUUCUCCUCACGUGGUACAAGAAAACCUUCACAGUGAGGUGGUCGAAGUCUGCACUUCAAGUACUUUAAAAACAAAUAGUCUAACGGAUAGCACCUGUGAUGAAGGUAGUGAAUUUAAGAGUGUUGAUGAAGGUUCAAAUAAAGUUCAUUUCAGCAUAGGAAAAGCACCACUGAAAGAUGAACAGGAAAUGAGAGCAUCCCCCAAAAUAAGUCGAAAGUGUGCUAACAGACACACCAGGCCCAAAAAGGAAAAGUCCAGCUUUCUCUUCAAAGGGGAUGGAGCCAAACCUUUAGAGCCGGCCAAGCAAGCCAUGUCCCCUUCCGUGGCCGAGUGUGCCAGAGCAGUCUUUGCCUCUUUCCUGUGGCAUGAAGGCAUAGUACACGAUGCAAUGGCUUGUUCUUCUUUCUUAAAAUUUAAUCCUGAACUUUCCAAAGAACAUGCUCCUAUAAGAAAUAGUUUAAACAGCCAACAGCCUACAGAAGAAAAGGAAACCAAAUUAAAAAAUAGACAUUCGUUGGAAAUAUCAUCUGCACUGAAUAUGUUUAAUAUUGCACCUCAUGGACCAGAUAUAUCUAAAAUGGGUAGUAUCAACAAAAAUAAGGUGUUGUCUAUGCUUAAAGAACCACCUCUGCAUGAAAAAUGUGAGGAUGGGAAAACCGAAGCCACUUUCGAAAUGUCCAUGCAUCACCCAAUGAAGUCCAAAUCUCCUCUUCCUUUGACUUUACAACAUUUAGUGGCUUUUUGGGAAGACAUCUCUUUGGCUACUAUCAAAGCAGCUUCCCAGAAUAUGAUUUUUCCAAGUCCUGGUUCUUGUGCAGUCCUUAAAAAGAAAGAGUGUGAAAAAGAGAAUAAGAAGGCCAAAAAAGACAAAAAGAAAAAGGAAAAGACAGAAGUUCGGCCCAGGGGUAAUUUGUUUGGUGAGAUGGCCCAGCUGGCAGUCGGAGGACCAGAGAAAGACACCAUCUGUGAGCUGUGUGGAGAAUCCCAUCCAUACCCCGUUACCUAUCACAUGCGACAGGCUCACCCAGGUUGUGGCCGGUAUGCUGGUGGACAAGGUUACAAUAGCAUUGGGCAUUUUUGUGGAGGAUGGGCCGGUAACUGUGGUGAUGGUGGCAUAGGAGGAAGCACUUGGUAUCUAGUCUGUGAUCGCUGUAGAGAAAAAUACCUCCGUGAAAAACAGGCUGCUGCAAGGGAGAAGGUCAAACAGUCCAGGAGGAAGCCAAUGCAAGUCAAGACUCCUCGUGCCUUGCCCACCAUGGAAGCUCACCAAGUGAUUAAAGCAAACGCGCUGUUCCUGCUGUCCCUGAGCAGCGCCGCAGAGCCAAGCAUUCUGUGUUACCAUCCUGCAAAGCCAUUUCAGUCUCAGCUUCCCAGCGUGAAGGAGGGCAUUUCUGAAGAUCUUCCUGUUAAAAUGCCUUGUCUCUACUUACAGACAUUAGCUAGGCAUCAUCACGAAAACUUUGUGGGCUAUCAAGAUGACAACCUGUUCCAGGAUGAAAUGAGAUAUCUACGUUCAACAUCUGUACCUGCCCCAUACAUAUCCGUAACACCUGAUGCAAGUCCUAAUGUGUUUGAAGAGCCAGAGAGCAAUAUGAAAUCUAUGCCACCAAGUUUGGAAACUAGUCCCAUAACUGAUACUGAUCUUGCAAAGAGAACUGUCUUCCAAAGAUCAUACUCAGUUGUUGCUUCUGAAUAUGAUAAACAACACUCCAUUUUACCUGCACGAGUUAAAGCCAUUCCUAGAAGAAGAGUUAACAGUGGAGACACUGAAGUUGGUUCUUCCCUCUUGAGACAUCCAUCUCCUGAGCUUUCCCGGCUAAUCUCAGCCCACAGCUCUCUUUCCAAAGGAGAACGAAAUUUCCAGUGGCCAGUUUUGGCUUUUGUUAUACAACAUCAUGAUCUAGAAGGUCUUGAAAUAGCAAUGAAACAGGCCCUAAGGAAAUCUGCUUGCCGAGUUUUUGCUAUGGAGGCUUUCAACUGGCUUCUGUGUAAUGUCAUCCAGACGACUUCUCUACAUGAUAUUCUGUGGCAUUUUGUGGCAUCAUUGACUCCUGCUCCAGUGGAACCAGAGGAAGAAGAGGAUGAGGAAAAUAAAACAAACAAAGAAAAUGCAGAACAAGAGAAAGACACGAGAGUAUGCGAACAUCCACUCUCAGAUAUAGUGAUUGCGGGUGAAGCUGCUCAUCCUUUACCACACACAUUUCACCGCUUACUUCAAACUAUCUCCGAUCUUAUGAUGUCUCUCCCCAGUGGCAGUUCAUUACAGCAAAUGGCCCUAAGGUGCUGGAGUCUGAAAUUCAAGCAAUCUGAUCACCAGUUCCUCCAUCAGAGUAAUGUCUUUCAUCACAUUAACAAUAUUCUGUCAAAAUCAGAUGAUGGAGACAGUGAAGAAAGUUUUAGCAUCAGUAUCCAGUCUGGCUUUGAAGCGAUGAGUCAGGAAUUGUGCAUAGUAAUGUGCUUAAAGGACUUAACCAGCAUUGUUGACAUAAAAACUUCAAGCCGACCUGCCAUGAUUGGCAGUUUGACAGAUGGUUCUACGGAAACCUUUUGGGAAUCAGGAGAUGAGGAUAAAAACAAAACUAAGAACAUCACCAUCAACUGUGUAAAAGGAAUCAAUGCCCGCUAUGUAUCUGUCCAUGUGGAUAAUUCCCGAGAUCUAGGGAAUAAAGUUACCUCAAUGACCUUCUUAACUGGCAAAGCAGUAGAAGAUUUGUGCAGAAUAAAACAGGUUGAUCUGGAUUCUAGGCACAUUGGUUGGGUAACAAGCGAACUUCCAGGAGGGGAUAAUCACAUCAUCAAGAUUGAAUUAAAGGGCCCAGAAAAUACACUGAGAGUUCGACAAGUAAAAGUCCUGGGCUGGAAGGAUGGCGAAAACACAAAAAUUGCUGGCCAGAUUUCAGCCAGCGUGGCCCAGCAAAGGAACUGUGAAGCCGAGACUCUGCGAGUGUUCAGACUUAUUACGUCUCAGGUAUUUGGAAAGCUCAUCUCUGGAGAUGCUGAGCCUACACCAGAGCAAGAGGAAAAAGCACUAUUGUCAUCACCUGAAGGAGAGGAAAAAGUAUACAAUGCAACAUCAGACGCUGACCUGAAAGAACAUAUGGUCGGAAUCAUAUUCAGCAGGAGUAAGCUGACGAAUUUACAAAAACAGGUGUGUGCUCACAUCGUCCAGGCUAUUCGCAUGGAAGCCACCAGAGUUCGUGAAGAGUGGGAACAUGCCAUUUCAAGCAAAGAAAAUGCCAAUUCUCAGCCCAAUGAUGAAGAUGCCUCCUCCGAUGCUUACUGCUUUGAGCUGCUCUCUAUGGUCUUAGCGCUGAGUGGCUCUAACGUGGGCCGGCAGUAUCUGGCUCAGCAGCUAACUCUGCUCCAGGAUCUCUUUUCACUGCUCCACACAGCAUCUCCUCGAGUCCAGAGACAGGUAACCUCCUUACUAAGACGGGUGUUGCCUGAAGUGACUCCUAAUCGUCUGGCCAGCAUCAUAGGAGUGAAAUCCCUCCCUCCAGCAGAUAUCAGUGAUAUCAUUCACUCAACAGAGAAAGGAGAUUGGAAUAAACUAGGUAUCUUGGACAUGUUUCUAGGAUGUAUUGCCAAAGCACUCACAGUUCAGCUAAAAGCCAAAGGAACUACCAUCACAGGAACAGCUGGUACCACUGUGGGCAAAGGUGUUACAACAGUUACUCUUCCAAUGAUUUUCAAUUCCAGUUAUGUUCGAAGAGGUGAAAGCCAUUGGUGGAUGAAGGGCUCAACUCCUACCCAGAUCUCAGAGAUCAUCAUUAAACUUAUUAAGGAUAUGGCAGCAGGUCAUCUGUCUGAAGCAUGGUCCCGAGUGACAAAAAAUGCCAUCGCAGAAACCAUCAUUGCCUUGACCAAGAUGGAGGAAGAAUUUAGAUCUCCAGUGAGAUGUAUUGCAACAACUAGGCUCUGGCUUGCUCUAGCAUCACUGUGUGUGCUGGAUCAGGACCAUGUAGAUCGUCUCUCCUCGGGGAGAUGGAUGGGAAAGGAUGGACAGCAGAAACAAAUGCCUAUGUGUGACAACCACGAUGAUGGAGAAACCGCAGCCAUCAUUCUAUGCAACGUGUGUGGAAAUCUGUGCACCGACUGUGACAGGUUCCUUCAUCUUCAUCGGCGAACCAAAACUCAUCAAAGACAGGUCUUCAAAGAGGAAGAAGAAGCUAUAAAGGUUGACCUUCAUGAAGGCUGUGGUAGAACCAAAUUGUUCUGGUUGAUGGCUCUAGCAGAUUCAAAAACAAUGAAGGCAAUGGUGGAGUUCCGAGAACACACAGGCAAACCCACCACAAGUAGCUCAGAAGCAUGCCGCUUUUGUGGUUCCAGGAGUGGAACAGAGUUAUCUGCUGUUGGCAGUGUUUGUUCUGAUGCCGAUUGCCAGGAAUAUGCUAAGAUAGCCUGUAGUAAGACGCAUCCUUGUGGCCAUCCAUGUGGAGGUGUUAAAAAUGAAGAGCACUGUCUGCCCUGUCUCCACGGCUGUGAUAAAAGUGCCACAACGCUGAAGCAAGAUGCCGAUGACAUGUGCAUGAUCUGUUUCACCGAAGCGCUCUCAGCAGCACCAGCCAUUCAGCUGGACUGUAGUCACGUAUUCCACUUACAGUGCUGCCGACGAGUUUUGGAAAAUAGAUGGCUUGGUCCAAGGAUAACAUUUGGCUUUAUAUCUUGUCCCAUUUGCAAGAACAAAAUAAAUCAUAUAGUAUUAAAAGACCUGCUUGAUCCAAUAAAAGAUCUCUAUGAAGAUGUCAGAAGAAAAGCCUUAAUGAGAUUGGAAUACGAAGGUCUGCAUAAGAGUGAAGCUAUCACAACGCCUGGUGUGAGAUUUUAUAACGACCCCGCUGGCUAUGCCAUGAACAGAUAUGCAUAUUAUGUCUGCUACAAAUGCAGAAAGGCAUAUUUUGGUGGCGAAGCUCGGUGCGAUGCUGAGGCUGGACAAGGGGAUGAUUAUGAUCCCAGAGAGCUCAUUUGUGGUGCCUGUUCUGAUGUGUCCAGGGCUCAGAUGUGUCCAAAACAUGGCACAGACUUUUUGGAGUAUAAAUGUCGCUACUGCUGUUCAGUGGCAGUCUUUUUCUGUUUUGGAACAACACAUUUUUGUAAUGCUUGUCAUGAUGAUUUUCAAAGAAUGACUAGCAUUCCUAAGGAAGAACUACCACACUGUCCUGCAGGUCCCAAAGGCAAACAAUUAGAAGGAACUGAAUGUCCACUCCAUGUUGUUCAUCCACCCACUGGGGAAGAAUUUGCUCUGGGCUGUGGAGUGUGCAGAAAUGCUCACACUUUUUAGAACACUCAGAUUCCUUUGUCUACAGAGAAGAAGUUGCCUUCAUCCCCCAAGUGGAUGUGGUAAAGUUUAAACUCUGCUCAGGAUAAGGACGGGACCAUUUUUACAUCCAUGAAAAUGAACCAUUCACAGUGCAAGAAGGAUGCCAAAUACCAUGUACAUAAUUCUUGCUAUGGAAAGUUUCCCCAUUAUUUCAGUUUAUUUUCUUUUGAACCAAGACAUCAAACUUGUGAGGUGUUUGCAUGUGGCCAUUACCGUCAUUGGCCUGUGAAGCAUUGAACAUUUAUAGAUAAUUGAUAUAAAAGAAUCGCCAUGCCCAUGGACUAAGAAUGAUGCUGGCUUUCAAGCAAAAAAGAAAAAUAAUCAUUGUUUAUUGUAUACUGCCUUUUUUGUAAUCCUGUAUAAUUGCAUCACGGGUGGGGAUGAAAAGAAGAAUAUUCUGGUUUAUUUCCUAGACUGUUAUUUAAAAAAAAAAAUUGUGUUAGGACUGGCAUAUAAAUGUAAUAAGUAUCACACUGUAUAUAAAGAUAUCAAUGUUUGUUCUGUAUAAGAAUUACUAAAUUACAAAUGCAGUUUCAUUUAAACUUCUAGGUUAAGUUGAGCCUGAAAUUUUAAUGAAGUGCAAUACUGAGUGUGCCUCAUUAUCUUGCAGCUGUAAACAUAUUGGAAUGUACAUGUCAAUAAACCACUGUACAUUUUUAUACAGUGAUAAAGUCUAACAA